AUGGGUAUCCCCCACAGCGGUGACACCACUCUGGGGAUAGCCUCACCGGCAUCACCCCCCACCACAGCCAGCAUUGCUGCUCGGCCAAGCACAGCUGCAUCAGACUACAGCUAUCGCACUGCUGAGCCCACCACGGACGUGGGCAUGGACUUGAACAGGGACACGGCUUCUCCCACCAUGGGGAACGGGGCUGCGGGGCUGCCCCUGGGGUUGUCCACUCCUAUGGCUGGGGUGGCUGAGCCAGGCACCAGUGAUGCCACCCCAUCAGCACACUCUGCCCCAGGCAGCAAAAGUUCCACGGCAGUGGCCAUCGUGGGCACGGUGUCACCCACAGCUCCGGAGCCGAUUAUAGCAUCUUCCCCUGGCCUCACUCACAGCACUGCUGAGCCAGAUGUCGGUGAGUCCCCUCCUGUCCCCAGGAACACCCAUCUGGUGGUGGUGGCACCCUCCGUCACCCCCAGCAUCACCGUCACUGGUCCAGCAGCGGGAGCAGGUGAUGCCAGUCUCCAGAGGGUCACAACACCCUCUCCUGUCCCCAGCAGUGCCUCCGCUCCACGCAGCCCCCGUGUCACCCUGAGGCCAUCCCCUGAAGCCACUGGUAGCAUCCGUGACCCAGCCUUGAGGGGUCUCAGCCCAGUCACUGAGGAUGAACCCACAGCCGGAGUCUCCUUGCUGGCUGUUGGCCACACACACGCAUGGGAGAGUACAGCUGCAUCCUGGUCAGGUGCUGGGGAUACCACCGCCAGGGCAGAUACCACCCACUCUGAGAGCAACGCCGAGGGUGCAGCAGCCCCAGCUGGCACCAAUAGCACCCAUGUGCCUAUCUCCAACACCACUGACACAAGCCAGGCCACCAUGUCAGCUGCCAGCAUGUUCCCCAGCAACACCAUGCUGCCAGCCACCUCAGCCAGAGGGGAUACCUUCAUGGUGACCAGGGCCGCCACAACCAUGCCAUCUGCCACGGCGAAGGCCACCAGCACCAGCAGUGCCCUGUCCCUUGCUGUAACGCACGACGAGGCAGGCAGAGGCGGGCAACCUGUCCUAUCCCUGGCAGCACGUACCCCCUUGGUGGAGACAACUGCCAGAUCCUGGGGCAUCCUUGGUCCCAGCCCCGCCAUCGUGGUGCCCGGUUCACCCCUCCCCAGCCCACAUAGACCAGCGGAGGAGCCAGCAACAGCCCCCUCAUCCCUUCUCAGUGUUGGUGCAACCGGGGAGCCAGCAGCCAGCCAGCCCCCUGCCGAGCCACCAACAGGCGCCACUUCUCCCAUGGCCAUCAGCAACCAUGCCAUGGGACAGGCAGUCAGCACGUCACCUCCCAGCUUCUGGACAUCUUUAGGGGCAUCUGCCUGGGGGGAGAAAACAGCCAUCACAGCAGGCAGCACCGUGGCCACCACUGCGGGGAGCACCACAGCCAUUGCUGUAGGCAGCACCAUGGCCAUCACUGCGGGGAGCACCAUGGCCAUCACUGCAGGCAGCACUACAGACAUCACUGCAGGCAGCACUACAGACAUCACUGCAGGCAGCACUACAGACAUCGCUGCAGGCAGCACUGCGGCCACCACUGCAGGCAGCACCGUGGGCAUCGCUUCAGGCAGCACCGUGGCUGUUGCACCCACAGCCCCAGUGAGCCCAGCCAAGGAGGCGGGAGGUCUCCCGGCCCCAGGCACCACUGCACCCGGGAGACCACCAGCCACCACCAGCCCUGCCACCACCCCGGCUCCUGCCUUUGGGACACAGAGGGGACCAGCCACAGCACCAAGCACAUCUGCCCACACCACCGCUGGCCACAGAAAUCCUGUCCCUGAACCUCAACCCACCCACAGGCUUAUCAUGCCAGCGGCCUCACUCUACCCCUUCGGCAUGGAGGGAGGGGACCAAGAGUGCAUCCAGAGGACGGUGGAUUUUAACUCCCCCCUGUUCAAGCCAGAGAUUGGGUUCCCCUUCGGGAAGUCGCUGCGGGAUGCUCUCUACUUUACAGAUAAUGGACAGAUUAUUUUCCCACCCACGGAUAACUACGUCCCCUCCAACCCCAACCCCCCUCCCCGGGGCUUCAGCGGCCAGGAGGGUUUGCCGAUGGUGGCUGCCUUUUGGGACGACGCAGAUUUCUCCCAGGGUGUCGGCACCACUUGGUACCAGGAGUACCCCACCCUCGGCUCUAUCCGAGACCCUCUUGUCCGUGACGUGGAAGUGAAGAUUGAGAAAUACCUGAAAACCCCCUACACAGCAAAAUGGACCUUGAAGGUGACAUGGGAGAAGGCUGCAGCGUACCCGUCCCGGCGGGACGACACUCAGACAAGCACCUACCAGGCAGUCCUCACCACCGAUGGGAACCGCUCCUUCGCCCUGCUGCUCUACCAGGAUGGUGGGAUGCGGUGGGACUACACCAAGCUGGCUGCAGGCAACGUGCUGAUCGGCUUCUCCAGUGGUGAUGGUUAUGCCCAAAAUAACGAGCUGACUCAAAAGCCACCAGCUGUCAAGUACCGACCCGACCAGCACAGCGACACCAGCACCGAUGUGCGUGGGCUGUGGCUAUACAGGCUGGACAGUCGCUCCCGGGUGAACUACAGGCUGCGGUGCCUGGCGUGGCUGGACGCAGAGCCAGCUCCGGCUGCCUGGAACAGCCAGUUGCCGCCAUGCCCCUGCUCCCAGCCCCAGGCAGAGCUGGACCCCCGCUACCGCAGGAGCAGAGGCCCUGUGGACACCUCUGUGAGGAUGCUGCGCACUGCAUCCCCCAGCCCGGCCGGAGCUGGGGUGCGGUGUCUGUACCAAGAUGGGAGCUUGCUCGAAGGCUGGCAGGAGAGAGUAUGGAGCUUCCCCCUCCGCCCCAGGGCUGACAGGGAGCUGGAGGCAUUCGACUGGUGCUGCCGGCGCGUGGAGAAGCCCCUGUUCUGUGCCAGGUUUGCUGAGAAGAGACCAAGGGUUGGCUGCGAGGGAUACAUGCCGCCCACCCCUGCUGGUGCCUUCGGGGACCCCCACAUCACCACACUGGAUGGACUCACCUACACCUUCAAUGGGCUCGGGGACUUUGUCCUGCUGCUGGCCAGCGACGCCCAGACCAGCUUCGUGCUGCACGGGCGCACAGCCCGGACUGGCACAGCCCAGGCCACCAACUUCGUGGCCUUCGCUGCGCAGUACAUCUCCGUCACCACCACAACAGUUGAGUGGACCUUGGGGAGCCAGGGUGACAUCCACAUUCUCCUGAACAAUGAAACCAUCCAGUUUUCCUAUUCUCAAGACAUGGGUGCCAAGGUGUACUACAGCCCCGGUGUCCUGCUGGUCAAUGCCUCCUCCAUCACAGCCGUCUUCGACGGGGCCAUCACCGUCUCCAUCUCAGCCGCCUCUGGGAUCCUCAGCGUGGUCUGCAGCCUGCCUGAUCAGUACCGCAACAGCACCAAGGGUCUCCUGGGUGUGUGGGACCAUGACCCUGCGGAUGACUUCCAGAUGCCGAACAGUACCAGCAUCCCUGUGAACAGCAGCGAGGAGGAGAUCUACAGCUACGGGAUGACCUGGGCUGUUGGAGAGCAUAGCCUAUUUUCUCAGCCUCUGGACGCAGCAGUAAUGAACUUCACUCCCAUCUUCUUGUCUCGGCUGCGGCAGGAGAAUGAAAGCCGGUACCAGCUGGCAGCCUCACAGUGCCGCGGCAGCAAGGAGUGCAUCUACGAUUCGCUGAGUACAGGGGACGUGGCCCUGGGCCUGGCCACCCAGAGCCUCGCAGCUGACUUCCAGCAGAAGAAGACAGUACUCAAUGCCUUCCCUCCCAUCAUCACCGGUGACACGUCGCUCAUGGCCUUCAGGACAGAAAGGGUCAGGAGGCAGUACCAUGCCAUGGGGGUGGGUGCACGCUUUGUCCCCCACCUCUCGCCAGAGCUCAACAUAUCAGAAAGCGGCACCCUGACAUGGGAGCCCCACGGGACGGCCCCACUCACCAUCAACCUGGAAGCUGUCGGGUCCAACAACCUCUCUGCCCUCCUCCAGCUCCGCUUCACCCUUUGCAGCUGCAGCAGGAGCCAGGAGUGCGACUACAGCAACACCGUCACCCUUGGGGGGUCCUCCCUGCAGCUGGCAGCCUGCAGGUGCGAGGGCGGCUACUCGGGUCCCUUCUGCCAGGACCCUCCGGACCUCUGCGCCCAGGGAUGCUUCCCCGGUGUGGGCUGCGACUCACAGGCUGGCUGCGGCCCCUGCCCAGCUGGCCUGACCGGCGACGGACGGCACUGCUCAGAUAUCGACGAGUGUGCGCAGGGGAUGGCGUGCCCAGGGAACACCACCUGCACCAACACGGUGGGCAGCUAUGUCUGCUCCUGCCCGGCCAGUGAGGAGGGCGAGGGUCCGGGCUGUGGCUCAGCCUGCAGGUCCCCCUCCUGCCCCGAGGGCUACUGCAGCAAUGGGGGACAUUGCCACCUGCACCCCAUCACCUGUGCCCCCACCUGUGCCUGUCCCCCAGCUUUCACCGACCAGCACUGCCUGGUGGCAGGGGAGGAUUUUCGGCCACUGCCCAGUGCAGAUCUCCCCUGGAGAAGCAUCCAGCUGCGGGUCAGGACACUGCAAAAUGCCACUGCUGGGGAAGUCAACAACACCGUCUCAGCCAUCCUGGGCUCCCUGGAGGUAAAGGCUUUCCAGAGCAACACCAACAUCACCCAGAUGACAGACAGCGAUGGCUUCACCUUCGCAGUGGUGUCCAAGUUCGCCUAUGACAGCCACGGCACCGUCAUCCGGUUCCUGAAUGAGGAGCUGCUGGGGGCCAUCACCAGCGCCUUCAACGGGCGGUGGGGGCAGCGGGAGGCUGGCGCACGCCUCCUCUUCCAGCGCCUGCAUCGGGACAACAUCACCGACCUGGUGAAGCUGACAGUGGCUGAACUGAGGCGCUAUUUCCCCUGCUAUCUGUACGGCUACAAAGGCUACCGGCUCCACUACACAGGGACUGUCGGCUUUGUCUGCAUCUCCCCUUGCAAGAUGGGCUACUGCCAGCAUGGUGGCCAGUGCCAGCACCUGCUUGAGGGGCCCACGUGCAGCUGCCUCCCCUUCUCCAUCUUCUCCCCCGCCGGCGCCCGGUGUGAGCGACUGGCCGUCAGCCUUGCCGCCUUCCUCGGCAUCUUGCUGGGAGCCCUGGCUCUGCUCUCCCUCCUUCUCACCACUGCCUGCCUGGCCUCGCGCCUCUGCCGCCGACACCAGCACUGGCACAGGGGGGCCAAGGAAACCUUCUGGAGGCCGCAACCCUUCUCUUCUCUGACAAUGGCAGGAGAGUGGACAGAGCCCACCUGCUCCCACUCCCCAGUAAGGCAGUGGGAACCGCAGCUCCAAGCCAUCGACCCCUCAGCCCAGAUAAGGAUCCAGAGACCCCACAUCAGGCCUCCGAUCCAGCCCCCCCAGCAGCCCUAG
Messenger RNA from Gavia stellata (red-throated loon), 5376 nucleotides. RefSeq names its product mucin 4, cell surface associated (gene MUC4). The record is from RefSeq and is a predicted model, not a curated record. Gene Ontology annotation, biological process: cell-matrix adhesion. Lineage: Eukaryota; Metazoa; Chordata; Aves; Gaviiformes; Gaviidae. The transcript has 27 exons. Bases 1 to 5376 code for a protein of 1791 amino acids. Gene Ontology annotation, molecular function: calcium ion binding.